Molecule: messenger RNA, 1162 nt
Organism: Corylus avellana
Lineage: Eukaryota; Viridiplantae; Streptophyta; Magnoliopsida; Fagales; Betulaceae
Source: RefSeq, a predicted model, not a curated record
UCAUCAUCUUCCCUGUUUCGGAAAAUUUGCUGCGAAUUGAAGCAACGACAAUUUUCUCACUCUAAUUCUCACUCAGAUCCAGUUUCUCCAUUCUCCAAUUUUUCUCGAGGAAAGGAGUGAGAAAACAAUAACGAAAUGGACAAGAUGAACCAGGCGUUGGAGAAGAUGAAGAUGCUAGUGGGAAUGGAGGUGGAGGAAGAAGAAGAACGCCAAGCUGCAUCGCUAGAAGCGAACGGCUCCUUCUCUUUCAUGGACGACUUCAAUCGCAGCUGCACCUUGUCCACCAAGCAGAGAAUUAACGGAUUUGUCAUAUGCUUUGUUGCUGGUUUGACUUGUACGCUCUUGUCGAUGCUUGUAUUCUUCAACCCUGUCAAGUUCGGUAUAACAUUCACAUUUGGCAACCUACUUUCACUCGGAAGCACAGCAUUUCUCAUAGGCCCCAAGAGGCAAGUGACAAUGAUGCUUGACCCUGUUCGUAUUUAUGCUACAGCCAUAUAUCUUGCAAGUAUAAUCAUCGCCUUGUUUUGUGCUCUCUAUGUUCAUAACAAGUUAUUGACACUUUUAGCCAUUAUUUUAGAGUUUGGUGCACUAAUUUGGUAUGUCAAGUUAUUACGUACUCUCUUAUUAUACUUGUCUUCUAUCCAAUCUCAUGCGUCUGGAGUUGUGAUUGGCAUACAUUUCAUGAGGCAUAUUAUAGGACAGGCAAUUUAAUUAACAGAAUUGAGUCACUAACAAAACCGUACCAUGAUGAAAAUUCAGAUAAGAAUGAGGUUGAUUUUUGAAGUUUUGAAAUGAUUUUUUUUUUCUUGUUUAAUCAAGUGUUGAGAGAAGGUAAACUUAUUAAGCAGUGCUUUUGUUUUUAAUAAGUAAACGAGAUAUCAUUGAAAAGUGCAAAAGGCGUAACUCAAGUACACAAGAUGUAUACAAGAAAAACACUUGGCUAAAGAGAGAAAAAAAGGUUGAGAAAAUCAUAAAAACUAAGCACAUCAAGAAGGAUCACCCAUUUGGAUGACAUGUAAAACUGAUAUAUGUACUAUUAGUUAAGCAACUCUCAAGCUUGGAGCAGCUUAUGUUUGAAACAACCUCACAUUUUUAACUUUCCUGUUAUACUUUCAUCAUAUAAUUAGGAAAAUUUCGCCAUUUUAACUUUUGGAGGGUCUAA